Messenger RNA from Triplophysa dalaica, 1247 nucleotides. It is a transcript of the gene mrpl11, whose product is annotated as mitochondrial ribosomal protein L11. The transcript has 6 exons. The coding region runs from base 147 to 728 and encodes 193 amino acids. Gene Ontology annotation, biological process: translation. Gene Ontology annotation, molecular function: large ribosomal subunit rRNA binding; structural constituent of ribosome. The record is from RefSeq and is a predicted model, not a curated record. Lineage: Eukaryota; Metazoa; Chordata; Actinopteri; Cypriniformes; Nemacheilidae. Gene Ontology annotation, cellular component: mitochondrial large ribosomal subunit; ribosome.
GUGACAGUGAGGUCGCAAUAUGGCAGCGCGCAUGGUUCAAAUACUGACGUGAAGGACUUUCUCUUGUGUGCGUCUACACAGAUUAUCACAGUAUCAGCAGGCGAAACAGACGGACAGACGCGUAGCAGGGCGGACGCACAGACAAUAUGUCCAAGAUAUCGAAAGCGGCAAAGGCGGUGAAAAAGUUGGAUACAGGCGGUGUCAUCAGGGCCAUUGUGAGGUCUGGACAAGCGGCUCCUGGGCCCCCACUGGGCCCCAUCUUGGGACAGAGAGGGAUUCCCAUCGGGGCCUUUUGCAAAGACUUCAAUGAGAAAACCAAAGAUCUCAAGGAAGGCAUUCCUCUUCCCAUCAAGAUCAACGUGAAGCCGGACAGAACAUAUGACUUGAAAAUUGGGCAGCCCACUGUGUCUUAUUUCUUAAAACAGGCCGCAGGCAUCGAAAAGGGAGCUGGAAAGACAGGGCAUGAGACUGCUGGUAUGGUGUCUGUGAAGGCCGUAUAUGAGAUUGCACAGGUCAAAUCGCUGGACGAAAGCUUUAAGCUGCAGGACGCCUCCUUGCAGACCGUUGUCAAAAGCAUCAUUGGUUCGGCCAGAUCGCUCGGCAUCAAAGUCGUCAACGAUCUGUCACCAGAAGAGUACAGGGAGUUUAUGGAGGAGCGUCAGGAGAGACUGAGAGCCGAGGCAGAUGCAGCGGCUGCCGCAGAAGCUGCGAUGGGAAAGAAGAAAUGAAGUGUCGCUGUGUGCUAGUUAUUUAUCAACACACUUGUUGACAUUUCUGUAAACCUGCUUCACACUGACUGCGAUUUUGUCAUUUUUUGCUAAUAAAAUGCUCUUGAUUUGCUUCCAGAUAUUCUGAAGGUUUCGCAUCUCUCAUUACUGAUUCUGUCCUGUCUAUCUCUCCCAGUUUCUCUGCUCUACCUCCUCCACUCUCUCUCCUCUUCCAUUUUUCAUCUUCACUGCCUCCUACAACCUUUUUUAGGCAUUUGAGCCACUUUCAGCACCUCUCUCUUUGUCUCUGUCUCUCUCUGGUUAUUAAUCCAGGGUUUUUAUAAAUGUGAUGUCUUUGACAGCCGUGGCAGAGCAGACUGCCCUAUGGCAGUACUAUGUCAUUGUAUAUCAACUAGUACUUCUUGUCAAAGUAAGAUGUAUUCAUUUUUGGCAGGAAUUUUUUAUGUUUUAUCUGCUAUGGGUUUUUAUGGUUUAAUAUGAAACAAAAUAAACAUUAAAAUAAAAAUAAAGUAAAUGCAA